Hyla sarda is the source of this 1699-nucleotide messenger RNA. RefSeq names its product transformer 2 beta homolog (gene TRA2B). Lineage: Eukaryota; Metazoa; Chordata; Amphibia; Anura; Hylidae. Gene Ontology annotation, biological process: positive regulation of mRNA splicing, via spliceosome. The record is from RefSeq and is a predicted model, not a curated record. The transcript has 10 exons. The coding region runs from base 428 to 1297 and encodes 289 amino acids. Gene Ontology annotation, cellular component: spliceosomal complex. Gene Ontology annotation, molecular function: RNA binding.
GCAUAGCACUUUUCUUAGAUUGGAAAAGGAACAAUCUUGCGCACAUUACACAAAGCGCAGACUCCAACGGAGCAGCCCCUCCCAGCUUAGGAGGAGGAGACUUGACGCCUUCUCACUAGAUAUAUCGACGUCGCUAAGCGCUUCCAUUUUCCUAGGAACAAGUGGAGACGAAGGCGGUGAAGUAGCGAAGAUGAGUGAUAGCGGGGAGCAGAAUUUCGGCGAUCGGGUUAAGAUUGAAGAAGGAAAAAACAGAAGUCGUCAUUUGACACGUUUAUUAUAUGAGAAUUUUUUGAAGCUCAGAAAUAAUUGAAGCUGAAAUAUGAAAAAUAAAGUAUGCAUGCUAAUUGUCAGAACUGAAGCCCUACUUGUAGAAUUUUGAGGAAUAUGUAUGAAGUGGGGAAGAUGAAAAGAAGUCAGAAUUUUGAAAAUGAAGAAUGAAGAAAGAAAUAAAAAUGAAGAAUCUCGAUCUGCUUCAAGAAGUGGAAGUGCACGGCGCUCUGGAAAGUCUGCAAGCCACUCUCCCAAUCGUUCUCCAGCACGAUCUCGUUCAAAAGAGGGGUCAAGACGGUCAAGAUCCAAAUCAAGGUCAAGAUCCGAAUCAAGAUCCAGAUCAAGGAGGAGUUCUCGUCGACACUAUACAAGGUCUCGUACUCGUUCCAGGUCACAUAGAAGGUCAAGAAGCCGUUCAUACAGCAGAGAUUAUAGACGACGUCACAGUCAUAGCCACUCUCCUAUGUCAAAUCGUAGACGUCAUGUUGGCAAUAGAGCAAAUCCUGAUCCCAAUUGUUGCUUGGGUGUAUUUGGCCUUAGCCUUUAUACCACAGAGCGUGACCUAAGAGAGGUAUUUUCGAAAUAUGGUCCAAUAGCUGAUGUCUCCAUUGUAUAUGAUCAGCAGUCAAGACGAUCCAGAGGAUUCUCAUUUGUAUAUUUUGAAAAUGUUGACGAUGCAAAGGAGGCUAAAGAGAGAGCCAAUGGCAUGGAACUAGAUGGAAGGAGGAUAAGAGUUGACUUCUCAAUAACUAAAAGGCCUCAUACACCCACACCAGGGAUUUACAUGGGAAGGCCUACCUAUAGUGGCAGUUCACGCCGAAGAGACUACUAUGAUCGAGGUUAUGACCGUGGAGGAUAUGAUGACAGGGAAUAUUACAGCCGUUCCUCUUACAGAGGUGGUGGAGGAUGGCGUGGUGGUCAGGACAGGGAUCAGUUUUCAAGAAGGCGGUCUCCUUCACCAUACUACAGUAGAGGUGGAUACAGGUCUCGAUCCAGGUCUCGCUCUUAUUCUCCACGUCGAUAUUAAAGUGAAGUUUCUUCAUACAAAUUGAAACAAACCAGUUUAUACAUACAAUAACGCUCGGAUGUACAUCAUACACUUUGAGAACAUUUUUGCAAUUUUUGUAAAGAGGAACUUUUCUUGUAGUCAAUGACUUGCAAAUGUGCAUGUGUUUGGUUUUUGUUUUGUUUUUUUGAUGGUAACAAGUAGAAUCGUCUUUUCUGUUUAAAAGCGUUCUUUUCUUAAUCCAUAGAAGGCAACGUAAAGAGAAAAUAAAUGUUCUUUUCCUGACAUUUUAAGAACCUUCAUCCUCCUACACACCUGCCAUUUAAUGCAUUUGUUUAAAUUUCCCUGAAGUGUUUUCUGUUAACCUUUUCCUAGAAUACAAUAAAGAUGCCAUGUGGCAGUGGUAACCUGGCCAUACUAAAA